Triticum dicoccoides is the source of this 880-nucleotide messenger RNA. RefSeq names its product ethylene-responsive transcription factor-like protein At4g13040. The record is from RefSeq and is a predicted model, not a curated record. The transcript has 7 exons. Lineage: Eukaryota; Viridiplantae; Streptophyta; Magnoliopsida; Poales; Poaceae. Gene Ontology annotation, biological process: regulation of DNA-templated transcription. Gene Ontology annotation, molecular function: DNA binding; DNA-binding transcription factor activity. The coding region runs from base 170 to 826 and encodes 218 amino acids.
AGAGAAACAAAGGUGGUAGAUGUGAGCCACCCUCUUUGUAUCCCUCGCCAACUUCUCCUACCAACUUCUUUUCCUCUCCCCUCGUCUCGCGGCCGCUGCCGCCUUGCCUUGGGCCGCCUUUUCCUACUGCCGCCGCCGGCCGGCCGAAGCCGCCGGUGGCAGUUCAAGUAUGGUUAGCUUGAGGAGACGUCGACUAUUGGGUCUUUGUUCUGGCAAAGAUUCAUUGCCAGUUGAUCUUCCUAAGCCUGUUGAGAAUGAAAAACAUGGGGAAGUUGAACAUGCAAAUGUCAAUCCGCUCAGUGUGCACCCACUGCCCUUGACCAGGACUUCUGACGUACUUCCAGAAUCCUCAAAUGGUUCCGACUCUCUUAAGGAAGAGAAAAACCAAUACUAUCCAGGUAAGGAGAUUAAGCGCAGAAAGCGACAUAGAAGAAAGCAGUAUGUGGACCAAGAGCCAUGCAUAAUGAGAGGGGUCUACUUCAAAAAUAUGAAAUGGCAAGCUGCUAUAAAAGUUGACAAGAAACAAAUUCACUUGGGUACUGUUGGAACACAGGAUGAGGCAGCCCGGCUAUAUGAUAGGGCUGCUUUUAUGUGUGGAAGAGAGCCCAAUUUUGAACUUUCUGAGGAAGAGAAAAACGAACUGGUUAAGUACACAUGGGACGAUUUCCUGGCAAUAACACGCAACACCAUAACCAGCAAAAAACAAAGAAAGGUUGGGUCGCGAAGGCAUAAUAAGGCAGACUUGUUCAUAGGAGAUACUGAGAUGGUCAAUGGUGGCGGGUCUUCGAACUCAGAUGAUGGAGAUGUUGACACAUCGGUAUCCUAGAUCGCCGCCAGGACAUGGACACCCAAAUGGAGUCCGUCCCACAGAUUCAUUCCG